Cladocopium goreaui is the source of this 1437-nucleotide messenger RNA. NCBI's taxonomy places the organism in Eukaryota, Dinophyceae, Suessiales, Symbiodiniaceae. The record is from the annotation of a GenBank genome assembly.
CUUCAGCCUUGGACCUGGUAGCUUCGCCAUGCUCAUGGGUUGGUUGCUUUCCACCCAUGUCCAGCACAGGAAGAUCUUACUACUCACGCGAUGAAGUGGCUAUGGUGCAAGGUGUUUGGCCUGUGGAACUCCUCCAGGAUCCCAGGCGGCAGCCGCGUGUCCUGAAUACAGCGGGUGAGUUUGUGAAAGAACUACUGCUGGGUGAUCACGUGGAGGACUUCGUGGUGCUGCCGCGUGGCACCGAGUUGCUGGAUCUGAGCUUCCAGGAUUCCAUUCCUGAAGAUGUCCGCCAGUGCUUGCACAAUUGUCGCAGCGCUCACGACUUCAUCGCCAGGGUCUUGCAGCGUCCCGAGAUGUUGGAGAAGUAUCGGGCUGAUGUGGAAUACAUCGACCCCAAUCGCCAGCAGCGGGACAUUCUCCGCAAGGACAAGUUGAACCUGAGCAAACGCAUCCGCGAAGCCCUGCGCAUGGCGGAGGCAGGGGAGGCGAAUCCAGCCCUCCUCUAUGUGGCGGAGAUGAGGUUGCAGAAGGAAACACCUCAUCCCAUCGGUGGGGAGAACGUCAAGACCAUUUGCCGACGGGACAUGAAGGAUGUGCUGGGCCCUUUGGGCCAGUGGACGCUCUACUGGGAUCGCUAUGACGAAGGCUUCUUCGCGGGUGGCCGGUGCAGUGGCAAGGGCCUUCACGUCGAUCAGGUCUUGUGGAGCAACGUGGGCCGCAACUACCAGGGCUACAAGUUGCUGGCCGCCUGGCCUCGGGGCCAAGUCAGCAAGGAGGUGGCCAUGGAGUUCUACGACGUGCUCUUUGCACCACCUUUGCGUCCAAGAGAGCUAGAGGCCUUGCACAAAGCUGCAAAGGUGGUCUUGUUGCGGCCAGGGGAUGUCUACAUGUUCAGCGGCGGGGUCGCACACACUGUGAUCUGCGUAUCCCAGGAGAUGUGCCUGGGAGUGUACGAGUCCUUUGUGAAUCUGAACCCUUUCCAUGUGGACCACUUCCUACACACUGCAGACCUGGAAGGCCCUUUCUUCUUGGAUUCCUACUCCAUGAGCCCACGGUCUUUCAGGGAGACGAAGGACGAUUGCCUGGAUCAGCUGGAAGAUGCGGCGCAGCACUUCGAGAAGGGCGGCCUCCGACGGGUGCUGCAGGAAACUGUUCCAGUGGCUGAGGCUCCUCCGAGCUGGUUUCAGCUGCAGUUGAGGCUCUUGUCGGAUGAUGACUUCCUCAGAACUUUGCAGCAACAUUUCGCUCGCGCUGUGGACCUCUGUGCAGGCGAUCGCUACUUCCGGCGGCACCUCCUCCAGAAAGUCCGCUUCGCCUCCAAGGCAUGUGGUGGGUAUGGUGGGGACGUGCCCUUGAGACCAGGCCAACCGGUGGAUUCCAGUUCGAGCUACUCGAGCGAUAUGUCCGACGUGGAUGAGAAGCCAGGCUGAGAAAAAA